Messenger RNA from Gasterosteus aculeatus aculeatus (three-spined stickleback), 4890 nucleotides. The record is from RefSeq and is a predicted model, not a curated record. NCBI's taxonomy places the organism in Eukaryota, Metazoa, Chordata, Actinopteri, Perciformes, Gasterosteidae.
CAUCGGAGAGAGCUGCUGCUCCCCCGGACUGGAGGGACGAGGAGGCGCAGGAGAGGCAGCGCUCAUGUCACUCAGAAGGAAACAUGAGGAGACUCAGCAGCUAGAAAAGGGUGGCGAGGAGGAAGAGGAGGAGGAGGAAGGAGUCAAGAACAAUAAGCGAGGGGAGAUCACUUGGACCAACGACUGAGCAUUUAGAGUCGGUGAGAAGCUCCAAACGUGUUGGGCAGAUUCCACGUUGUGACGAAAAUGACACAGGAGCAGAAGCAACACCAACAGCAAGAAACGUAAAGUGACUGAAGAAGAAGAAGAGCAGGACAAACACGCAGAGUCCUCGCGUGUCCCCUUCGUCCAUCCCCUGCUCAGCCCAGAUGAUGAUGUAUUUCUGGGGCAACCAUGAGGCCCUAGCUCCCCCUGAAGCCAUGGCCCAACCCUUCCCACCGGCCCAGUACCCCCCUCCACCACAGAAUGGCAUUCCAGCCGAGUAUGCAACGCCCCACGCUCACCAGCCAGCAGACUAUACAGGACCAAGCACGGUGGGCGAGCACGCCUUGGCGCUGUACACAGCAACACACACACAGAGCAAUCAGCCAGGGACCGACAGCCACGCCCCCUCCCUGACAGCCAACACAGUAACGCAGGAUGAGGAGGUUGUACAGACGGAGGGCUCCCAGCAGCUCCACCUGCAGUCCAGCGAUUCAUCGGAGAAGCUGCAGCCCAAGAGGUUACACGUCUCCAACAUCCCUUUCCGUUUCCGAGACCCCGACCUCCGGCAAAUGUUCGGGCAAUUUGGCAAGAUUUUAGACGUGGAGAUUAUUUUUAACGAGCGAGGCUCCAAGGGCUUUGGGUUUGUAACAUUUGAAACGAGUGCAGAUGCUGACCGUGCACGGGAGAAACUAAAUGGUACAAUCGUAGAGGGACGCAAAAUAGAGGUCAACAAUGCCACGGCCAGAGUGAUGACCAACAAAAAGGUGGCCAACCCUUACGCCAAUGGCUGGAAGCUGAACCCAGUGGUCGGAGCAGUAUAUGGCCCAGAAUUUUAUGCAGUCACAGGGUUUCCUUACCCGGGUACAGGAGCAGCUGUGGCCCAUCUGAGAGGAAGGGGUCGCGCCGUCUACAACACAUUCCGUGCUGCACCUCCUCCUCCACCCAUCCCGGGCUAUGGAGCUGUGCUGUACCAGGACGGCUUUUAUGGAGCAGAAAUAUAUGGAGGGUACGCAGCCUACAGAUACGCCCAGCCGGCUGCUACUGCUGCAGCUGCAUACAGUGACAGUUAUGGCAGAGUCUAUGCAACAGCAGACCCAUACCACCAUACCAUUGGUCCUGGAGCCACAUAUAGCGUGGGCACUAUGUAAAUAAAAGACUAGAGGGAUGAUUACAGACGGCCACCAACUAAAAAAAGAGAAGAACUACACGGACACAGCUAAAAAAAGAUCAGCUAAAACAAAAAGAUCCUAUUUGUAAAGGAGCCCUUCUAUCAAGAACGGCAGUGAAGACGGACGCUCCGAGGCCACAGCCGGUGGUCCUGGGGGGGGGGGGCGCCCACCCUGGACGAUUGGAGGAGACCAACUACAGAAGUCACCAUAAAACAUUUUAUUUUUGUAAACUUUUUUAAGUUUAUGAUUUCCAAAAGGAGCAAACAUAAUGUAUGUAUAUACAUAUUAUAUUAUGUGUGUAACAGUAAGUAUGUUAAAAAAAGAGCAUAUUUGUGUCUUUCCAGUGUAGCUGAGGAGAUGCUGGCCUCGCCCCCCCCCGAUUACCUCCUCCCUCACCCUCUGCUAGAUGGAGCGGGGUUGUGGUGGGUGGGGGCGUGUUACUGUGUUGGGGGGUGGGGGUGGUCUGCACAUAAUAAAUGCAGUAAUCUAGUUGUUACUCGUUCUGUUGAGCACUUCGCAUUUUGUAGAUUCCAAAAAAACAAGAAGGACAAAUGCGUCUGUGCGAAGAAGAUCCUGGAGAACGCUCAGACGGUCUGCUCGAGGCCUCGCUGCCCCCCCCAUCGCCACUAAAGUGUCGUGGUGCUGGUGUGGAGUGAACUGCUCGGUCGGGACGGGCGGGGCCGAUGGCACAGGAAGCCGAGAUAAAGUCUCCCCCCCACUCGUCAGCUCCCCCCGGCGAGAAGGGACGCUGGGUGGGGGCGGGUUGGGCGGCUUAUAUGAAGUCAAAAAAAGUGUCACGAUCAAACAAACGUUUUACUAAGAGUCUCUUUCUAUUUAAAUGGAUCUCUGCUUUAAUGAAAUCCUUCUAUAUUUAAACGUUGUACUAAUAACAGUCAGGCUUGGUGGGAGAGUCACUUGUAGCCGUUUACUAAUGUCGUAUUUAUUGUAUUACCAGUAAGGAGAAAAAAACUUUAUAUAUGAAUAUAGAUAUAUCUAUUUGUGAUCUGCAACUCUUGGACAUAAGUUUGCCUUUGAUUUUCAACUUCCAAGCAGGAUUCAAUGCACUGUCGAUGUAUGAUGAGGUUUCUACUUGUGUGACGUUUCCUUUCCUUUAUUCAGCUACUGAAUGUAUCUUCAAAAACUCUAAAACCUUUUAGGUAGAUGUUGUUGUUUCAUUUAUACUUCAAAAGAAAAACACACAGCGCUCUGUAAAAUGUGUAAAAUGUGUAAAUGAUAUAGCAAAAUGUUUCUGAUAACAUGCAGGACCCAGAUAGGGUGCAGCGCCGUGGUCCCAAAAUGAGAGAGAGUGAAGGAAAAAGGCAGAGAUGAGGGAAGUAUUUAAAAGGAACACCAAUAUCCUGCAUCCAGCGGGAGAGACAGAAAUGUGUAUCAUCACAUUUGAUAAGAACAAAGAGACGGACUUUUGCCUCCUGUGUGAGACGGAGGACGAAAGGUCUCCUUUGAGGUUCAUGGGGUGGACAAAAUAGCAGAUACUUCACUUGGUACAUCAUGAUGUGGACACCGAGUUGAGUCUAAAUGGGUUCAUACUACUUUGAUUAUUAGCAACAAUGAUAAAAGAAUGAUCUGGAAAAAUGGGGACAUUUUUAUCAUUAUUUAUUACUUUAAUGAAUAUAUAGCAAAUUUAAUCUGCCCCUUUAUACAUGUGUGUGCGUAACUAAAUUAUGAAUUACCCUGCAAAUAUCAAAUAUCUUGAGCUUUUAUUGAGAACGGCAAGUAAAGAUCUGGUCUUUACUGCCUCUGUCGGGCUUAAAGGGUUAUUAAAGUUUGACGCCCUGCAGCCGUUUCAUAAAUGUUAGUGAUUGCAUCACCAACAGCUCGAAAAAAUCCACCUGGUUUUGGUCCCUUACUGUUUGUGCCGUGUGGCAGAACGGCUACAACAACAGUUUGAGGCCUUUAGUGGUGGACUGGUGGACCCACAUGAGGCGAUCCGCGUCAUUAUUACACAGAAAAAUGUCCUCAUCUCAGGGUGCGUUUGUUUUCUACAGAUUAAACCUGAUCGUUCUUAGUGUACUAUGCAUUAUGUACAUGUGAUUAGAUAUUUUUAGGUGUGGAUUUCGUUGAAAAACUGCUUUUCUUUUAAAGCUGACAAACAACUUACGGAUCUGAUGUUGAAUGAGCUCAUUUAUUUUGUGAUUCUGUUAUUUUGUCCACUUCCUGUAGAGCACAGUGUGUAAUGAUGAAAGUGGAGUGACCUGAGGUGCCCCCGGGUAGGUGGCCUUCGUCCUCUCCAGUUCAACUCCCCCUAUGAGCAAAGACCCCCCAUGCAGCUGCAUUCCUUUCUCUAAGUCAUGUGACGUGCCGGUGCCAGCGUGCUCUGAAUCAACUUGAAGGUCAGUCUGAGUGGUUGUGUCCAGUGGACGGCCUUUUUAAUGCCUGUCCACAACUAUCACUCAGCAUUCAGCUUUUUCAGUGGGAUGAUGAAGUAAAGACACAAAGACAGAAGAGGAACCUACUGGGACUUUUACAGAAAACAAUCUCAUGAAAAACAACUAACGAUGUCAAGAGAUCCAUGUAUCCUCCAAUCUCUGCCAUGUUCUUCCGCACUUUUCUGUUCUUUUUGUUUUUCCGUUGAAGACUUCCUUCAUGUUUACAUGUGCUGUAAAGGCGUCUGUCCAUCAUUAGUGGUUGGAGAGGUUUAAAAAAUAUUUGGCGUGAAUCAGCUUUUAUUCAGAUAUGUCUGAUUACUCAAAUCCUAAGAAAAGCCUUCUGAUGAAGCAAGCAUGUCGUCCUUUAUCUUGGUCCCUUUGUCCUUCCGUCCCUGUUCCCUCCCUUCACCUGCUUUACAGUACACAUCUAUAUGACAAAUCCUUGUGCUUCCUACCUAAACACAUGUGGGUCAGUGAAAAUCCCCCUGUUCCUUUCUAUUGUGCAGACCUCGGAUGCAAGCCCAAAAGGAACUAUUAUUCCCUGAAACCUCCAGGCAUCGUUGCCAACCCCCCCAGUGUAACCCAGCUAGACCCAAUCUACCAUCCAUGAGCCAAAACCACACCUACCUCCCCAUGUAACCCACUGACCUCCACCAUACAGGCCACAGUGUACCUUCUGGAGAGACACAUGUUCUGCUCAAAUUAAACACGUUUCUUCCACUUCAGCCCAAACUGUGUAUUUAUCCGCAGUGGUCAGAAGCAUCAUAGAAAUGAUCUUAUCUUAUCUUACAACUAUUCAAUCCACUUCAAAAGUGUUGGUGAAUGUUUGAAAUCCUAUGUGGAGCAGGUCGUACUUCAUGUCAUUGUACCACAAAAAGAAAUCAGUAUCAGGGUACAUUAAACUGCUUUGGUUGUCCCCAAUUGCACAACUUAAAAGAUAGAAAAAAUAUAUCACACACUCUAAAUGUAUAUAUCUUCACCCGUGCAGUUGACUAUAGAUUGACUCACCACCUUGCUAUGUGGUUUGACUUGUGGUGUGUGGUUUCUUAUGUUUUUGCAAGGUUUCAACAAGGAUUUCCAACUUAAAUAAGAAGUGUGUUAACUAAAAAACACAGCUUGCUGAAAAUGUA